Myxocyprinus asiaticus (Chinese sucker) is the source of this 6419-nucleotide messenger RNA. RefSeq names its product zinc finger protein ZFP2-like. Bases 117 to 1784 code for a protein of 555 amino acids. Lineage: Eukaryota; Metazoa; Chordata; Actinopteri; Cypriniformes; Catostomidae. The record is from RefSeq and is a predicted model, not a curated record. The transcript is spliced from 4 exons.
AUAUGUAUGUAUAUACAAAAACCCAAAAGUUUUCCCAGACACUUUCACACUCCAGUCCAGUAUGAGGCGGAAAAGCGCCAUAAGUUGUUUUGCAAACCUCCAUUAAACACGAGAAGAUGGAAGAAGAUCCCGCAGUUGGAGCUCUCAGUUCAAUGUUCAUCAUGAGAGAGCAGGUGGAUGUGAUCUGCUGUAAAUCAGUAGGAACUGAUCUGUCCAUGCUGGAAAUUAAUGAUUUCAUCACAGAAAUCUCUCAGCUGAACAAAGAAGUGACGUCACUGAAGAAAGAGGUGACGUCACUGAACGCAAAGCUGAAGGAGACAGAACUCGUUUCACACUGUACCUGUUUUGAGCGAGUUAAAGUUGAGAUUGAGCUGGAAAAGGUUUCCUGUCAGUCUUCAGUGUGUGUGACUGAUGGGACCUCCACAGAAUGUCAGGAUUCAGUGUGGAGCGGCAGAGAUCAGUCCACACCACAGCGACUGCUGGACAAACUCUCUGAACAGAGAUCCAGAGACACACAGGACUCACAGCUCACUUUACUCUGUUCUACUGAUGCUCAGGAGAGUGUGUGUGACAGUAAUCAGGGUGAUCAAACCUCCACAGAGUCUCUGACUUCUGUCUGUAACGCUGGAGAACAGCAGAUGCUGCAGACACCAGUGAAGAUUGAAGUGAAGCAGGAGGAGAUAAAAGAAAACACAGCAGAGGAAAAACAGAGUGAUGAAGAUGAUGAUGAACAGCAGAUGCUGCAGACACCAGUGAAGAUGUGUUCAGUGAAGCUGCUGGACUGCAGAAACCUGAUGAAGAUGAGAGGAGAAACCACAACAGAGGAACAACAGCGAGAUGAAGAUAAUUUUAUUCCUUCAGAGCUGAUGGAAGAGCAAGAGGAACAUCAAGAGCUGAAUGAAGUUGAGGAGAAACUUCAGUGUCAGAAACAUCAUGAUUUAAUAACUGGAGGAAAAUCUUUGAGUGACUCAAAGACUAAGAAGAAUUUCUCACUAAAGUCUCAAAGAAGAGCAUCAAAAAAUACUUUCACCUGCUCUCAAUGUGGAAAGAGUUUCACAUAUAAAAGAGAUCUUAAUAUCCACAUGAGAAUUCAUACUGGAGAGAAGCCUUACUUGUGCCAUCAGUGUGGGAAAAGUUUUACAUAUGCACAAGAUCUCAAGAUUCAUCUCCUCCGUCACUCCGGAGAAAGACCAUUUGAAUGUGAUCAGUGUGGUAAAACAUUUGUUGUGGCAGCGCACCUAAAAACACACCAGAAAACUCACACAAAUGAGAAGUCUUACAAGUGUUCUUUUUGUGGAAAGAGUUUUGCAUACCUGUCCUAUUUUAAAGCACACCAGAAAAUACAUUAUGGCAUGGGUGCUCCAAUGUGCUUUGAAUGUGGGAAGACCUUUACAACAGCCAGCAACUUGAACAAGCACCAAAGAAUUCAUACUGGAGAAAAACGUUACAAGUGUUCACAUUGUGAAAAGAGUUUCACUCAGUCAGAAAACCUGAAAACACACGAGAGAAUCCAUACUGGAGAGAAAGUUCACAAGUGCUCGUACUGUGAAAAGAGUUUCACUCAGUUCGAAAACCUGAAAUCACACGAGAGAAUUCAUACUGGAGAGAAACCAUACAAGUGCUCACAAUGUGGAAAGUGUUUCACUCAGUCAUUUAACCUGAAAAGACACAAGAGAAUUCAUACUGGAGCAAAACCUUACAAGUGCUCACACUGUGAAAAGAGUUUCCCUCGGUCACAAAACCUGAAAAAACACGAGAGAAUUCAUACUGGAGAGAAAACAUAAGUGCUCUUCAUCUAGGAGUUUCAGCACAGCAAGUCAUAUGAAAAGGUGUUGCCCAAAGUAAUCACAGAGAGAAGUCCCUUCUUCAGUUACAAUGCUUCAAGUAAGUAGUUGAAAUUUCAGAUAAUCCCAAAGAUGGAAUUUCUUCCAAAAGAACAGCAUCAUCUAAGAAGUGUCAUUUGCUAAAAUCACCUGUUAUGGUGAAGUUUGGCCUUGUUCAACAUUGUAUUAAUGACCCAAUUCCACCUGAUAUUAAGAUGGUGAUCCGAUCACAGGUGGUCUGCACUAAAUACAGGUGGAAACGGGGUCCAGAACGUUUUGUUAUCGGAUCACUGAAACCACAUACGGAGGUAGUGAAAAUGCAUAUAACCACAUCGCAUUGAGGUGUGAAACGCUAAUCCGUCCUGAAUGCAUCUCGGACAGCAGUGUCAAUCAAUUUAACUGUGCUCUUAUGUGCGACUUUAAAAGGAAAUAACCAUCCGGUCAGAAUAUUUGGAAAAGCAAACACACAUACAAGCACAACAACUUCACGGAUCUUCUACAGACAAGAAGCAUGAACAUCUGAAACCCAGUUUAAUAAAAUAAAUAGAAUUCUGAUCGAAAUGCUACAGUUGUGCUUAGAUUAAAUUUCAGCUGCAUUUUUUUUAUGUUUUAUUUGUCAUUAAUGACUUUUAUGAGGUUUGUUACCAUGCAGUAACACACUGACAUAUUGAAUGAGUUUGUUACAUGCAUUGUAAAAGUUUGAUUUCAGUCAGACUAAAGCAAUAAUAAUUGUUUUUUUUUUAAAUGUCAUGUUAGUCAGAUGGAAAGUGAACAAGUACGUUUUUUGCAAAAUUGAACGUAACAGACCUAGAUAAUGUGAUUGUAGCUUGGUAGCAGCGCCACCCUUGAAUUUAGAUGGGCAUGACAGUGAAGCUGUGAGUGAUAAGCAUACAGUCUCUUCAAUGGGCUGUACUGCAGUUUAAAGUGUUUUAGGAAUGCUCUGCGGACAAAAUGUUGAAAAAAUAACUUUCAAAGACAAACAGUAGACCAAAAACUCCAGACAACUUGAGUUGUGGAAGAUCAGAUGGGAUCUUGGAGGUUUAUACAGCUUCAUACUGUGCAUGCCAUUGAAGAGAUGGUAUGUCUAUCCCUCACAGCCUCCUUUUCAUUCCUGUUAAAAAUCGAAUAUGACGCUACACAUCAGUCAGACCACAAUUGGCCUGGACAUUAUUCGCAUGUUCUGAAAAGAAACAGAGGUGCCACACAAUGUAUAUUUAACCCAGAAGUUGAAUGCAACACAAAGCAGAGAAGAAGAAGAGCCACAGCACAGGGUGUUUAAUUCAAAGUGAUCAUCUCUAUGCACUGUAGUGUGUUGCCUUCUUGAGCUUCAAUGAAUGUUUGCACCUUUUGGAAUCGUUGUGUAGUUUGAUGGUGUCCCUCAAUCAAAAGAUGGAUGUCAGCGUCAUAUAGCCACUGUUGGUAAGAACUCAAAUGUGCAGAAGAUGCUGGCAAACCAAAAAAAAAAGUGUUCUACCUGGAGGAGUUUUCUUAAAGUGUAAGAUGCAGAAACCCUUGUUAUUAAUGACACCUGUGGCCGUUAAGUGAACUGCAGCCAGCUACCUGUUGCUCAUGCUCGUGCUCGUUCACACACUUUGGUCACAACACCUGAAAAAACAUGAGAGAAUUCAUACUGGAGAGAAACCUUACAAGUGCUCUUCAUGUGGGAGGAGUUUCAGCACAGCAAGUCAUGUAGUUUCUCGUAUGAAAAGGUGUUGCCCAAAGUAAUCACAAAGAGAAGUCCCUUCUUCAGUUACAAUGCUUCAAGUAAAUAGUUGAAAAUUCAGAUAAUCCCAAAGAUGUAAUUUCUUCUAAAAGAGCAGCAUCAUCUAAGAAGUGUCAUUUGCUAAAAUCACCUGUUAUGGUGAAGUUUGGCCUUGUUCAACAUUGUAUUAAUAACCCAAUUCCACCUGAUAUUAAGAUCACAAGUGGUCUACACUAAAUACAGGUGGAAAUGGGGUACAGAACUCCAUAGGGAUGCGAGCAUCAUCCAAGAAACAGUUAUGAUUGUUUUACUACAAACUUUGGGACUGUAUAUUAUAUUUGACUCUCCAGUGCUGGAACAGGGCUAAAACAAAGUGUGGAUAUAGGUCUGACUAUGCGAGACAGUAGUUUGAAGUAAUCACUUUUCUUUGCAUGAUACAUUGACUGCAUUUAUACGAUUGAUAAAGCUAGCUAGCCAGCUUUAUCAAUAGCUGUUAGCUAAAUUGGGUGGAUGACAGUAGCUGUUUAUAAAAUAGACUGUACAUUAUAAAUGUGUUGACACAAUUCAGUAUUGAUGUGAUUCCAUUACAACUGUCAUUUUGAUAUAUCGAUGCGCUAUUGUUUUAUAAUAAUAGAAUGUUUAUAUUUUCUAUAUAACCUUAUGUUACACUAAUGAAUGGGUCUUUUUGCAUUAUCUUGAACAUUGUCUAGCAUUCAUUUAAUGUGUUUUUGUAGUUUAGCUAAAAUUACACAGAUCAAUCCUUAUGGCACUAUAUUUCACAUGUUUUGCAGUUAUGUAAGCUUACCUGUCCAAUAAGAAGAAUGCCAAUUUAGGGUCGGUUUUGAUCCCCAAAACAAAACGAAGUUCCCUCCAGGAAUCAAAUGCCCUGCCGAUGUUCACUUUUCGCUCGAUCACGUUUCCGCUUAGCCAGAUGGGAUUCAGUAGAUAAAUGUUUUUUGUUUUGUUUUUUGGCUUACUCUGAGUUUGUGUAGGAGUCGGUGUUGUGCUGGGAGCCGGACGUUUGCUGGAUUCCAUCUCUAAGAUAACAUUACCUAGUGUUGCAGUUUGUUGUCGCUGUUGAAUAGUGGAAGAGAAGCUACUGUCUGAGGCAAAGCUCUUGGUAGCAUGCAUAAAUGUCACAUCCUUUGGAUUUUCCCAGCAAAAGCGACCCGCUCCCUUCGCAUGAAAAUCAGUCUACAAGGUUUUAAUAGGCAACCUAAGAAGGUCAGGAAGGGCUCAUUUUUUAAGUUGCGUUACAUGCCGUUCACACAUUGGCAAAAAAAAAAGGCAAAUAUUACAUGAAAAUUGUUUACUCAGUAUGUGACUCUAACCUCCCUAGCAACCGGGCCAAUUUGGUUGCUUGGGAGACCUGGCUGUAGUUACUCAGCAUGUCCUGGGAUUCGAACUCACGAACUCCAGGGGUGGUAGUCAGCGUCUUUACUAACUGAGCUACCCUGGCCCCCCCAAGAUCUUGAAAAUAUUAAAUAUGCUACCCUCAACUCACCAACCCCACUGCACUGUACUUGACAAUUACAACAUUAUAUAAAGACAGGUACCGGUGAGUGCCAAACAAAGUAUUGUAGUCAUACGCAGUUCUAAAAAAUUUUUACGGUGUAUCUCUGACUUUCUGUUUAUAUAAAUUAAAUGUUUGAAUGAAAUAUUUUGCUUUAUGCAGUUUGCACUCUACCAAAGGUUGUACUGUCUGCUAAGGUGUUUGACAUUGUUGGGACAGAGAUUUUCAUAAGGGAUGUGGUAGGCAGACUGGCUUGGUUAGGGGCUAGUUUUAUUGGUCAUUGUGCUAGUGCUGAUUAUUAUUAUUAUUCUCUUAUGCAAGACUCUUGUUCUGAGACAAUCACUUAUGAGAUUCAGAUGGCAGAAUAACUCGCAUCAAGACUUUGAUAGAGAAUAAGGAGAUCGCUUUCCUCUCAAUUUAUGCACCCUGUAGUCCUGAUCUUACCUUAUUUCUUCAAUUAUAUCUUAUCUCAAACAUGUCAGACACUUAGACAGUGAUAGGAGCUGAUAUGAACGCUGUAAUUUCCCACAAUUUAGAUGGAUGCCAGGAAAUUGGCAGGUCUAUGCGUGGCCCGGUGUCUGUGAAGUGACACCCUUCAUUAAAUUUGUCAGGAAUCCCAUUUUUAUUUUCCCCGCCAUUGUGAGCCACAAGCGAGAGUGUUUCAUCUCCUCUAACACAGGAUGGUUCGCCCUGUUUUUACCAUUGUUGGCAACAUGCUAGGAGACUGCCAUGUCUUAACACAGAGAUUUCAGGUUCCUCCAUGUCACCUAGUAGCCCUCUUGCUUUCCCUGCUGUCACAAGUCGGGAACAAGAUUGUAGCAUGACGCAGGUUGCGUCUAUGCUUGUUUUUACUGUUGUUGAUGCCAUGCCAGAAGACUGCCAUGUAAAAAAAAAUUAGAUUUUAGGCACCUACAUAUUGCCUAGUAGCCAUCUCACUUUCCCCACUGUCUCAGGCCAGGAUCAAGUUUGUGACGUGACACAGGUCACUUUGAUGUCUGCCACUCACUUCCCCGACGUUAACGAGCCAAGAUUGAGAUCAUGGUCACAGUGUGUUCACUGUUUCUGUUGCUGUUGGCUCUGUUCCAUGACUCCAACAAUGUCACGUUCCAACAAGUUUCGAAUCCUUGUUGCAGUCACACAAAAAGCACAAAACCACUAAAGCACGACCGUGUGCUUUAGUUUGCAAGGUGUCCUCUUGUGACCAGAUAGGACAGUGGGCUACGGCCAUACCGAUUGUGAUGUAUCUACAUUGUCGGGGGAAGUUACUGUGACAUGUUUACUUAUAUAUGUAUAACUUCUGAAAUUGACUUUUUGUCAUUGUUAUAUUACAUGUUAAAGCAUAUUAUUUCAAUGUUUAAUAAAGUAUAUUUUAUCCCCAUUA